UGAAGAUAGUAAAAAAUAUGAACGUGACAUUUAAAGUGGCAUCGCCCUACGAAUGCGAUUCCAUUCACCUUUACAAUUUCAAGUACAACACGUUUGAUCCCACAUGGAAACAAUCCGUCAUCGGAUGCAAGAUCCUCAUGAUUCUACAGCACAUGUAUAAAUUCAGGUUCGGCUUCAUCAUUCGGCGUCCGGACUACAAGUUCUACAAGACAUUCUACAGCAAACCCUUCAUCAGGACCGUUUGGAACUGGUUGUAUUUCAUCGCAACGAUUGUCGCCAUCCUCUUCUAUAUCCUCAAGCGUUGGGAGUACAGUAUCCUCGGUGGAUGGGAAUGCAGCUUCGCCUAUGAAGUGUUGAUGAUUAUUGGGGCCUACUGUCAGCAUAGUAAGUUAUUUACUAUCGUCAUCAUAAAUUUAUUUAUUUUUGUGUCUUUUUGGGUACUUAUCUCUACCAAAAAAAAUAUAGUACCAAAAGUCCUUAUUCCCACAGUCCCCCCAAUGGAUGCAAAGCUUCCAUCGAGAAGGAUCGCCUACUUCAUUUUCUUCAUGUUCUCGUACGUCGUCUACACCUACUACACUUCAAACUUGCUCUCGGGCCUCGUGAACGAUCACGACAAAGUCCUUACUUUGGAGAUGUUGGCUGACAGUCCUCUUGAAUUCGUCAUAGUCAACUAUAUGCAGCUGUCUUCGGUUGGCAGCCUAAGCAGCUACGGCCACAAUAUUAGUGUGUUGAAAGACAAGUUGCUUCACAUGCGUUCGGUAUCUGUUCCCGAGGGUCUGGCAGACGUGCUGGAGAAUAAGGUGGCUUUACUGUCGGACUAUGCUACCAUUUACCCGUAUAUGAUAAAAAGUAAGUCUAUAUAAUCUUAGAGAUACAAGAAGAACAAGAAGAAUAGUUGAAUUUUG
Trichoplusia ni (cabbage looper) is the source of this 905-nucleotide messenger RNA. RefSeq lists its product as uncharacterized. The coding region runs from base 18 to 863 and encodes 281 amino acids. The transcript is spliced from 4 exons. Lineage: Eukaryota; Metazoa; Arthropoda; Insecta; Lepidoptera; Noctuidae. The record is from RefSeq and is a predicted model, not a curated record.